This is a messenger RNA of Sphaeroforma arctica JP610, 977 nucleotides long. RefSeq lists its product as hypothetical. The record is from RefSeq and is a predicted model, not a curated record. Gene Ontology annotation, cellular component: U2-type spliceosomal complex. Gene Ontology annotation, biological process: mRNA splicing, via spliceosome. The transcript has 10 exons. Gene Ontology annotation, molecular function: RNA binding. The coding region runs from base 1 to 939 and encodes 312 amino acids. Lineage: Eukaryota; Ichthyosporea; Ichthyophonida.
AUGGUAACAUUUCCAGAUGCAAAUGAGUCAGAUGACGAGGCUUUGGCUAAACGGCGAGAGGCACUCCGCGCACGAGCACAAGAGUCACUCACAGCACAACAGCCCGUGGCACAGUUUGCCUCAGACGAAUCCGAUGCAUCGUCAGGCGAAGAGAGCUCAAGCGGUGAAAGCGGAAGUGAAGAGGAGAGUGACGACGGCCACAACAUCAGGUUACGACCUGUGUUUGUGAGCAAAAAGAACAGAGUAACGUUGGCAGAGAGAGAGAAAUUGGAGGCCGAUGCCGUAGAGGCAGAGGAAAACAGAGUCAAGAAGUUAGAGAAUCAGAAGAAAGAGACGCAACGGAUUGUGGGGGAGAUCGUAAAGGCGGAUGUAUUCGGCCCAGCCGAAAACAGCGAUUCAGAUCAAGAAGACGUCAUCAGUGACGGAGAUGGCGAUGAAGAGGAAGAGUACGAGAAAUGGAAGGUUAGGGAAUUACAGAGGAUACAGAGAGACCGCGAUGAAGAAGAGGCGCGUGUGAAGGAACUGUUAGAGAUGCAACGCCGCAGUGAAAUGACUGAAGAACAACUGGCCGUCGAGCGCAAGCAGCGACUCAUGGACGAUGCAGAGUCCGUCCCGACAGAGAAAGCCAACUACAGAUACCUGCAGAAGUACUACCACAAGGGCGCCUUCUACACGGACGAGGCAAAGGGCAUGCUCAAGAAGCACGACUACACUGCAGCCACGGGCGAAGACGUGGUCGACAAAACAAUCUUGCCAAAGGUUAUGCAGGUCAAGAACUUUGGUAGAUCAGGCAGAACAAAAUACACACACCUGCGAGAAGCCGAUACAAGCGCAGCCACGCCAUGGGACGAACAGACCUCCGUCUCAGUCAGAAUACAAAACAAACUUGCAUCCGGAAAGAACGACAUGACACGACCCGGGUUAAGGAAAAAACAAUAAUAAAAGUGUAAAUAGGAAAAACCGUAAUAAAAUGAAAG